CACAAUAUCAUACACGUAUGUUACGUGCAGGUAUUAUAACAUAGUGUCACGAAGAUCCAGACCGGACCGGACGUAUAGUUGCGGUUAAUGCGUGAGUGAUUUGAAGAUUUUAUAAGUUAAGAUGACGUUUGAUCACGAAAAUGAUACAAAAGUGAGAUUAAGAAGGGCAAAGAGUGCAACAAGAGCUGAGGAAAUUCAAAAAGCAGAGCAGAUGGUUCGCAGGUCACAACCUGAUAAACCAUGCCAUCGACCAAGAGACAGUCUCUUUUCCUGGAGUUCCGGGUUUGACAACUUCACAGGAUUUGUCAACUGGGGCUUCUUACUUUUAGGCAUUGGCGGUAUACGUCUACUUUUGGAAAAUUUUAUAAAAUAUGGAAUAAGAGUGGAUCCAGUACAAUGGUUUACGUUUUUAAGUGGAAAAAACGACGGAGGAAAAGAACAUCCUUCUCUUUUAUUAAUUCUGUAUUCUUCAGUACCAACAUCGCUUUGCCUGCUGAUUGAAAAGGGAUUGGCUAUGGAUAUUGUACCACAUGGUCCAGGAAUGGUUUUUCAUGUCGUGAACCUUGUUGUAAUGGUGCUAAUGCCAAUGGUUGUUAUUCAUGUGAAAGAUUCUGGUUUCAGUUUGAUUGGAGCGAUGUAUGUAUGUAUGUUAUAUGCCAUGCUUUUCCUAAAAUUAUGGUCUUACAUUCAAGUUAAUAUGUGGUGUCGCCUCAGUGUUAAGGGAAAAAACACAAAUCAUGGCAAAAUAAGAAGACAAUCAUUUUCUUAUAAUAAUUUAAAGUCUUCGGGAGUAAAACAAAACGGUUACGAAUCAGAUGACUCAAAAAAUGAAUCGAAGAAUUGUACAUCACUAACACAGUAUCCAGAUAACUUGAAUCUUCGUGAUUUAUAUUAUUACAUUCUCGCUCCAACCCUCUGUUACGAAUUAAAUUUUCCAAGAACCGAAAGAAUCCGUAAAAGAUUUUUAAUCAAACGCAUACUUGAAGUUCUUGUCGGUUGUCAAGUUGUCAUGUCACUCUUUCAACAAUGGAUGGUUCCAUCUGUUAAAAACUCAUUGAUUCCUUUCAGUAACAUGGACGUCGCUAAGGCUUCCGAACGUCUACUUAAAUUAGCUAUACCAAAUCACUUAAUGUGGCUGUGCUUUUUCUACCUGUCAUUUCAUUCUUAUCUGAAUUUAAUGGGUGAACUGCUACACUUUGCAGAUAGAAAUUUUUAUUGCGAUUGGUGGAACGCAAAUAAUAUCGAUACUUUCUGGAGAAGUUGGAAUAUGCCAGUACAUCGAUGGGCUGUAAGACAUCUUUAUAUUCCAGUAGUGGAAAUGGGUUACGGUAAAACUACCGCAAGUGUCACUGUUUUCUUCAUCAGCGCUUUCUUUCACGAAUAUCUUGUCAGUGUGCCUCUGAAGACAUUCAAAAUCUGGGCAUUUAUGGGCAUGAUGGGCCAGAUACCGCUGUCUGUCAUGAGUAAAAUGGUAGAAAAACACUGUGGAGCGAGAUGGGGUAACAUUGUCGUUUGGGCGAGUCUCAUUAUUGGUCAGCCUUUAUGCAUCAUGAUGUACUAUCACGAUUAUGUCGUUACGCACUUUGGUGAAACUCUCUUGGAAGAUUAUUCGGUCGUAUGAAAAAAAUUUUGAGAUUAUAUAUUGAUCGCUAGUCACUUUUAUUUUUUCAUAAUUCAUUCCAAUUUUAUCAUUUAAUCUUUCUUUUCUCCAUUUUAUUCUAAUAAUAUAAAGGCUGUAAAAGUUACUUACACUGUUACUUUUAUUUUUAAGUAAAAUACCGUAAAUAUUGAAGAAGUGCCUCUGAAUUAAUUAUAUGUAAUUAAUUCAUUAAAUGUAAAUCAAUUAAAAUUUCAAACGAGAGCAUAAACACUAAUGUCAAAUAAUGUCAAUCAUUAACUUCGCUCAAAGAAAAAAUAAUACUUGGUAAAAAAUGGGUGAUGAAUUUAAUGUGUAUAGAUACGUAUGCAAUAAGAGAAUUCUUAGGAAUAAUAAUAUAUUACAAUUUUUCGAAAAUUAGUCUAAGAAUUUAUAACACUCGAAAUAUUUUCUAUAUUUUAUUUUUGAUGUGCUAUUUUUUACGAACAAGAAUUGUAAGUUACCAUUAUAUCCAAAUAAAACGCAUUUUUGUUAAGAACAAA
Messenger RNA from Leptopilina heterotoma, 2139 nucleotides. It is a transcript of the gene mdy, whose product is annotated as diacylglycerol O-acyltransferase 1. Gene Ontology annotation, cellular component: endoplasmic reticulum membrane. The coding region runs from base 122 to 1621 and encodes 499 amino acids. Lineage: Eukaryota; Metazoa; Arthropoda; Insecta; Hymenoptera; Figitidae. Gene Ontology annotation, biological process: triglyceride biosynthetic process. Gene Ontology annotation, molecular function: diacylglycerol O-acyltransferase activity. The record is from RefSeq and is a predicted model, not a curated record. The transcript is spliced from 12 exons.